AUGGAUCAUGGUGGAAAAGGGUUUGGUUGUUGUGCAUUUCUCCUCUGCUCCUUAAUCUCCUCUUCCUUGCCUUGUUCUGCAGUGUGGCAGCAUCCACCUCCCAUUCCCAAGAUAUAUAUUGGCUCCAGUAAACCGCGCCCUUAUUUCAGCGAUCCCAUUGCUAUUGGAUCUUUCCAUGCAAUCAAGAAAGGAAUAUUGACCUCCAAUUCUGCCGGAAAUGAAGAUCCCAAGGACUCCACCACCACAAGCUUGUCUCCAUGGCUUCUUUCGGUCGCUGCAACCACCAUGGACAGAAAAUUUGUCACUCGAGUAAGGCUUGGCGAUGGAAGAUUCUUCCAGUGCAGGGAGUUUAUGGUUUAUCAAUAUCCCUUAGUUUAUGGUGGUGACGUACCCAAUCGAGGUUUCAAACGCUCUAUCUCUAGAUGCAAUCUGGUACAAGGGAUAAUGCAAGUUCCAAUCCCCUGCCUGCUGCCCUCGUCAGCCGACAAGAUGCCAAUAGCUGAAGUUAAAGACUCCAGGAGUUCGCUUUACAAUAUAAUCUCAGGGACCUCCAUGUCUUGCUCACAUAUCACGGGAGUCGCAGUGUAUGUUAAAACAUUCAAUCCAACCUUGUCUCCCGCUGCUAUAAAAUCAGCACUCAUGACAACCGCUUCGCCCAUGAAUGCUAGCCUCCACUCACAGGCGGAGUUUGCGUAUGGCGCAGGCCAUGUCAACCCACUGAAGGCUGUAAAUCCAGGGUUGGUGUACGAUGCAGAUGAAAAUGAGUAUGUGAAAUUCUUGUGUGGUCAAGGUUACGACACGGCCAUGGUUCGACGUAUCACUGCCGAUAAUACUGCUUGCACUUCUGGCAACAUUGGAAGAGUAUGGGAUCUAAACCUUCCUUCUUUUGCACUUUCGGUAGCGGCCGGUUCGAAAGCCCUCAAUCAGUACUUCACUAGAACUCUCACAAAUGUGGCAUCCAGUGGAUCCACAUAUAGAGCUGCCAUUUCUGCCCCAAAAGGCCUUCGCAUCACAGUCAAUCCCUCUGUUCUAUCAUUUAAUCGCAUUGGGGAAAGGAAAUCCUUCAAUUUGACAGUUGGUGGAACAGUGAGUCGUAGGUUAGUCUCUGCUUCUUUGGUGUGGAGUGAUGGUGUUCAUUCCGUCCGAAGCCCUAUUACAAUCUCCACUUCCCGUUGAGGUCUAGUUAAGGUGGUGAGGGCC
Messenger RNA from Cucurbita pepo subsp. pepo (vegetable marrow), 1200 nucleotides. Lineage: Eukaryota; Viridiplantae; Streptophyta; Magnoliopsida; Cucurbitales; Cucurbitaceae. The record is from RefSeq and is a predicted model, not a curated record.